Homarus americanus (American lobster) is the source of this 3478-nucleotide messenger RNA. Its product is annotated as ionotropic receptor 21a-like. The coding region runs from base 65 to 2629 and encodes 854 amino acids. Gene Ontology annotation, molecular function: glutamate-gated receptor activity. Gene Ontology annotation, cellular component: membrane. The transcript has 12 exons. The record is from RefSeq and is a predicted model, not a curated record. NCBI's taxonomy places the organism in Eukaryota, Metazoa, Arthropoda, Malacostraca, Decapoda, Nephropidae.
AUGGGUGGCAGGUCGGCUUCGGUAUAUCGCCAGACUCUGUGUUAGGUGAGGGGAGGAGGCAGAAAUGUUUGUGCCUGCUGUUGUUUCCUGCUACUGGCUCCCUAUGAUGGGCUUGUACCUGCUGCUGAUGAUGAUGAUAGCUACACCUUCUCUCGCCUCCUCAAACUCAGCUAGAACUGGAGAGACAACAAUCAGAGGAGACAACGACUUUGCCAUUUUUGGUCUACCACCGGCACCUGCCUGGCAACUUACGGGUGGUGACACAGAGACCCUAGUGCAGGUGUUAGUGCCACUAGAUAAACAACCAACACCAGUACCACCACACCCACAGAUAGCAACACCAGUACCACCACACCCACAGACAGCAACAUCAGUACCAUCACACCCACAGACAGCAACACCAGUACCAUCACACCCACAGAUAGCAACACCAGUACCACCACACCCACAGACAGGAACACCAGUACCAUCACACCCACAGAUAGCAACAUCAGUACCAUCACACCCACAGACAGCAACACCAGUACCAUCACACCCACAGACAGCAACACCAGUACCAUCACACCCACAGGCGGCAACACCAGUACCACCACACCCACAGUUAUCAAUAAUACCACCAUACACACAUUCAGCAUCGCCUGAAGGAAUCAGAGAAAUGGAUACAGCUGUACAAGAAGUGAUAUUUGGGCUUGAUGAGGUUUCUCAGGUCAGAGCAAACACCCCACCGUCAGUAGCAAGGCAGAAGAGAGACAGUUGGUGGUGGCCGAAUGAAGGAAAGAUGGAUGAGGUUGAGAAAGAGGAGGAUGAGACUCUAACCCGAUUGCUGACGACGGUGGUAAGGCAGGAACUGGAGAACUGUGCUCUGGUGGUAGCCUACGACCUAGCCUACCACCAUUCUCGUCUCCUAGACCAUCUCCUUCACAGUUUACCCAACUCCAGGCAGGUGGUGCAAGUAAAGGGCAUGGAGGACCUGCUGGGUAUGGUGUGGGUAUCUCCACUGUGUCGUGGCUACCUCCUCCUCCUCCACGACCCUGUCCCACUCCUGAACUUCGUCAAUACUGCCGACGACUUCUGGGACUACAAUGGCAGGUUUGUGGUGGUAGGGACGUCGAGGGAACAGCUGCAGAAGUUGGCACAGUCAAACAAGGGGAUAAAGACGGAACACUUGGUCGGACUGAUCAAGUCGUCGCGUGCUGGGGACUGGACUAUGUAUACCAACAGCCUCUACGGGAGCACUAGCGUUCUGCGUCGAGUCGCCAGCUGGAGGAGGACGGGCACCUUGUCCACCUCCCUCAACCUUUUCCCCUCAGACAAGCUCACUAAUCUCCAGGGCGCCAAACUCAAGGUGUCGACGUUCGAGUGGGAGCCCAGCGUGCUGUACUACCGUGGACCGGAUGAGGAGGUGCAGUUCCUCUAUGGGAUAGACAUAGAGGUGGUCAACGCCCUCUCCAGGGUCCUAAACUUUACUGUGGUCUUCGAGGAACCACCCCCAGGUGAAUUCUGGGGGGUCAUGAACGAAAACGAAACAUGGUCUGGUAUGAUGGGGAGACUAUCCAGAAAUGAAGCGGACAUCGGUGUGGCCAACUUAUUCUUAACACUAGGUCGACUAGGGGCAGUGGACUACAGUGCACCCUAUGAUGCAGAGGUAAGUUGCUUCAUGGUGCGGAGUGACCCCCCCGCCCCUCGCUGGCUCUCCCUUGCUCUGCCCUUCGAGUGGGUGACCUGGAUGACGCUGUUGGUGGGACUCGUGGUCACAGGCCUCCUCCUCUUUUGCUUGGCCUCCCUUAGCGCCAGAUGCGGUGGGGAGGUGAGGAGCUUACAGUCGCUGCUGGGCUGCUAUUUCUAUGCUUUCGGUCUGCACUUCCGUGAGCCCCAGUUGGUGGCGCCUUGGCGAUACAACACUCGCAUCUUCGUCAGCUUCCUGUGGCUCUACACCAUCAUCAUCACCACUGCCUAUUGCUCCAACCUUACUGCCUUCCUCACCGUCACACGCCGUCCUCAGGGCAUGGACUCUAUCAGGGAUCUCUACGACUCAGGUGCAGAGGUCUCCGGGCUCGGGGGUUUCUUUAAGGGCGCCCUGGCCUCUGCCGUUGACCCUUACCUGCAGAGUUUGGCGGAGAGGUUUGUGGCGUACCAGGAGCUAGAUGUGGUAUGGCCGAAGCUGAGGGGGGGACGUGCAGCCUACCUCCACAACCGCCAGUUUCUGGAGUUUGUCAUCACCACACAGUUCACCAGUCAGGGAGGCACUAGUAUGAGGAUCAUGAAGGAAUGCUUCGCACCAUACAACAUUGCUAUGGCCCUGCAGCGCCACUCUCCCCUCAAGACCAAAUUCGACCGAGUCAUCAGCUGGAUGAUAGAGAGUGGCCUUGUCCGUCACUGGUUUCUCGAAUCUCUACGGCUCUCUAGAAAGACCCGAGAAAAGAAAACCAGUACAAAGGCAGACUCAUUUAGGAAUGGAAAAGAAAGAACCAAUGACGGGUUGAGUGAGUCUGGGAGUGACGUGAUCCCUCUGAGCAUCGAUCACAUGCAAGGAGUGUUCUUCAUUUUGAUAAUCGGCCAACUGCUCUCUUUAGUUGUUUUCUUUAUAGAACGUUGCUGUAAGAAAUCCUACUAUAAAGACUCACCCUGAACGUCCACCUUGAAGGUUCCCCAGCAAUAAUUCAUAAGGAUGAGUCAAUGAUUCAUUUUACAGAUUAUGAUAGAAAUGCUAAAACUAAAAUUAUUUACGAAUAUGAGUAUGUGUGGAUAUAAGAUCACUAGUCAUGCUGUAAUAGAGGCGGUGCACAACAACAGAAAAGUGAGAGCCACAAGCCAGUGGUGCCUCUGUGAGUUACGGAAAAUGUCUCUGUAAGUCGUGGAAAUAGGAUUCGUUAUUGUUACUACAACCACAGGGCUGUGUACUGAAACAACAGUAAAGUUGAAGUAGUGUUUGUAUGUUGCACCUGUAGUGGCUGAGGUAAUUAUCUGCUGGAGUUGAUUAUAUUUUGUGUUCCAAGUGCCAUAAUUAGAUGAAGAAUUCACCCAACUAACUGUAAUUCUAUUCUCCCAAGAUGUUAAUAUUGUAUUGAUUCAACUUAUUAAAAGUUCUCCAAUAAAUGUAAUACACUGAAGAGAGAAGGACUGAGGAGGGCACGAAGGCCACUCCUUCAAUCUCCGCUGUAUAAGAGACAGUCAUCCUCUAUUGUAGAUCUACCAAGCAACAAACAUUUCAUUCUCACCGAAUUAUCUCUCUCUCUCUUGGUAUACCCUGUUACCAUUUACAAAGCUACUGGAUGUCCCCUUCGAUCAUGUAAAAUAAACUUGUGAAUCGCACCAGUAUUGCUCCUUUUCUUUGAUAGGUGUGCAGUGGUUGUGGUGACCAAUCCUGUGGUUAGCGAUGUUGUUUGCGUAACGGUGUUGUUGACUCUACACCGUCCAUGGAGUCAGGGAAAUCAUGCUCCCUUCAAUUGUAUAUUUACUUGUUCUUUAUUUUAUAUAU